AGAGUAACUGCAGCCUCCCCUAAAGAAAUAUAUCAGUCAGUAGUCUCCUGUUAUUCAUAGCGGCCCCAUAGCCCUUGUUGGCCUCAACCACCACAUUUAUAAAACGUUUCCGACAUUGACCUCUUCAAACAACCUGUACAUUUCUUAGGGUGGCCUGGUAUGUAGGUAUAAACAAAAAUAUUCACCAAUGUGACCCUCACAUUGGGCUUAAAAAAAAAAUAUAUAUAUAUAUAUAUAUAUAUAUAUAUAUUAUUUAACUAGGAAAGUCAGUUAAGAACAAAUUAUUAUUUACAAUGGCGGCCUACUUCGGCCAUUCCCGGACGACUAUGGGACUCCAAAUCAGGUACUAUAGUGACGCCUAUUGUUCUGAGAUGCAGUGCCUUAGACCGCUGCGCCACUCGGGAGCUUUACACAAAUUAUUGGCAGCCUUCUACACUGACACGUCAUUGGACCCUAUAUUAGGUGCAAUGGCUGUUCCUCCUUCAUAUUCAGACCUGGGCAAGACUGCCAAGGACAUAUUCAGCAAGGGCUAUGGCUUUGGCAUUGUGAAGCUGGACCUGAAGACCAAGUCUCAGAGUGGAGUGGAGUUCAACACAUCAGGUUCCAGUAACACAGACACGGGGAAGGCAGCUGGUAACCUGGAGACCAAGUACAAGAUGAAGGAGCUGGGCCUGAGCUUCAACCAGAAGUGGAACACCGACAACACCCUGGCUACAGAGGUCACUGUGGAGGACCAGCUGGCUCAGGGACUCAAGGUGGCCCUGGACACAUCCUUCGUACCAAACACAGGCAAGAAGAGUGGCAAGCUGAAGACUGGCUACAAGCGUGACUUCCUUAAUGUGGGCUGUGAUGUUGACUUCGAGGGUCCCAUAAUCCACGCAGCAGCCGUGGUGGGCUAUGACGGCUGGCUUGCCGGGUACCAGAUGGCCUUCGAUAUGGCCAAGUCCAAACUGGCCCAGAACAACUUCGCCCUGGGAUACAAGGCUGGAGACUUCCAGCUCCACACCAACGUUAAUGAUGGGACUGAGUUUGGAGGUUCUAUCUACCAGAAGGUGGAUGACAAGCUGGAGACGGCGGUCACUCUGGCCUGGACGGCCGGCAGCAACAACACACGCUUCGGCAUCGCAGCCAAAUACGCCCUGGACAAAGAUGCUUCCCUGUCUGCCAAAGUGAACAACGCCAGCCUGAUUGGAGUCGGCUACACCCAGACCCUCAGGCCAGGUGUGAAGGUGACUCUGUCAGCCCUGAUCGACGGGAAGAACUUCAACACCGGCGGCCACAAAGUGGGCCUGGGCUUCGAGCUGGAGGCAUAGAGCGGCAGGGAACAAGACCCAACAACCAAGAGAAGAGCCCAGAACCAAUCACCCCCAUUCCCAACCCCACACACCCUACCACAGCCCUUAUCCAAAACCAUCAUCCUGUAGACACUCCAUUCCCACCUCUCUCUCACACACCACAGUCCCUUUACACUCACACACAUUGAGUGUUUUGGCAGUAAUAGUCAAACCUGUGGCAGUCAUGUCCAUCUUGACUAAAGUAGCUAAAAUACAUGAAUGAAUAGAGAGACCGAGAGAGGCAUUCUGUAAUGGCCGUUAUAGUCUAGCCAGUUAUCACUACUGGUCAUCUAGUUUGAAAUGGAGUGUUUCAGUCUGAGUGCAUAAAGGCAAGCACUGGGGAUGGAUACCUCCCCUUUUAGCUGACGUUGUACAGAAACACUGGCUAAGUUUUUUUGUAAAUCUUCUGACUGGUUACUGAAGUGGCACUAAUAUUUCAGUAGGAGUUUGGCUGAGUAGUCGCUCAGCGUGAACUUACGUUUAUUUUUCCCUUCGUAUUUCAUUGUAAGCAUGUCUGAAUGAAUACCGGGUGUAGAACAGAAGGCUUAGUAAGGAUGGAAGCCGGAUGCAUUUGAAGCCCGGUGUUCUCUUGGUUUAAAAAGAAUGCCGUCUUUUGUAUUGGUUUUGAGUAGAAAAUGUUUCGGUGUAUUUUGGUUGUGCUGUGUUCAGUUGUGGACCAUGUUGUCCGUUAAACCCAGUGUGAUCGUAGGAUGUUUGUGAUUUUGGAUGGGCACAACUUCAAUUGUAUGCCACUUCAGCCAAUUUUCUUUCAAUUCCUGACUUGACCGAACUGAGAUUUUAAGUGAGCCCAACCCUGAGAGGGAACCAACCAUUUCACCACCGCUACAGUCUGCUGUUACUGUAACUACACUGAAGACGGGAGUCUGCAGGAGAGUUUAAGGAAGAUUCUACAUUACGCAUACAGCGCUACAAACGGAAGGACCUAUUAGGAUUAUUGUCGGCUGAAUGCAGUUCUACAUGUCCCAAAACGCAAUAUUUCUUCAUCUCCUUGUCUUUCCUCUGAGGCCACUCUUCUUUAGAGGACAGCUGGUAGGUGAAAGCAAUAUGGUGAAAUCUUCCCAGUAGGUGAGAAAAGAUGGCAUUUCUACAGUGUUGCUUAUCUAUCUACUCUUAAGAUCUGUGGUCACAUGAAGAGGGAUGUGGAUGUUGUUGCUCAUGCUGCUUUAGACUUACACUCCUUCCUGGCUGUCAUUGGUGCCCUUGGGAGCCAAACGACCCUCCCUGUAUGUCCCACUCUCUGUACAUAGUAUACAUAUUCUCCUCCCGAGUUUCAACACUCGUACGGUGAGACAACAUUUGAAGGGAUGCUGUUGUAUAGGCUCGGUCCCUCCUUUAUCAAGUCAUAAACCAUGACUCCAUGUAUCUUUGUUUUCUUUCCAAUUUUGUCAUAAUUAUGAAUCUUUUUGAAUUGGUUGUGUUCAAGACACAGCAUCUCGUUUUUUCCCCCAACCUCAAGUAAUGGAAUUCUAAUAAAAAAAAGCUUGUCUUGAUGUC
This is a messenger RNA of Oncorhynchus kisutch (coho salmon), 2849 nucleotides long. Its product is annotated as voltage-dependent anion-selective channel protein 2. Gene Ontology annotation, cellular component: mitochondrial outer membrane. The record is from RefSeq and is a predicted model, not a curated record. The coding region runs from base 294 to 1313 and encodes 339 amino acids. The transcript is spliced from 8 exons. NCBI's taxonomy places the organism in Eukaryota, Metazoa, Chordata, Actinopteri, Salmoniformes, Salmonidae. Gene Ontology annotation, molecular function: voltage-gated monoatomic anion channel activity. Gene Ontology annotation, biological process: monoatomic anion transmembrane transport.